AUGGCUAGGGCCCAGCGACUUGUGCUAGCGAGCGAGCACCGGAAUGCGCGUUUAAAGAAGCAGGUGAUGUUGAUUCUACGGCUGCGUUGUAUGUACUCUUUUGAUCGUAAUGUUCUAACAGUUGCAGCGCUAAUUGAUCCUGCUAAAUCGCCCUGGCACACGUUGUAUGCUAGUCGAGAUCGUGGGAGCUUUAUAUCAGUUGUCUCCCUUGAUCAUGAGGCAUUUGAUUGCUUGCUACAGGUGUUUAGCGUGCAUUACGUAGUUAAAAGCGGCGUGGGCAAGCCAGGGCGGCCCCCAAAGUUCAUUUCUAAGCACGCUGUGUUAGCUUGUAUAUUGCACUUCUAUACAGCAGCCAUAGAGAACAAGACGCUGUGCGAACUUUUUGGUGUCCCUCAAGCUACCCUAUCUCGAGUCCUAGCUAAUGCAGAGGCCGCGCUGUGUGCGAGUCGGAAGGUUCUGCCCGACGCCAGCAUUCGCUUCCCCUCUAAGGAGUAA
Molecule: messenger RNA, 495 nt
Organism: Phytophthora infestans T30-4
Lineage: Eukaryota; Oomycota; Peronosporomycetes; Peronosporales; Peronosporaceae
Exons: 1
Coding region: 1-495 (164 amino acids)
Source: RefSeq, a predicted model, not a curated record